This is a messenger RNA of Paraglomus occultum, 1092 nucleotides long. The record is from the annotation of a GenBank genome assembly. Lineage: Eukaryota; Fungi; Glomeromycota; Glomeromycetes; Paraglomerales; Paraglomeraceae.
AUGCGCAUCUUUGACAGAUCCAGAACCAUAAUAAGUGAGAACCUGGAACAAGCGGUUAAUAAAGCAGAAGAUGAUUGGGCGUUGAUCGCUAAGAUCUGUGAUACUGUUAACGCAAAUGAUUCUGGUGCUAAAGAAGCAGCAAAGUUUGUUAGGAAGAAAUUGGUGCGAUCGCAAAAUACGCCCGCUGUACAAGCGCGGACGAUAACGGUUCUCAGAUCAUUAGCCGACAACUGCGGUGCCAGAUUUCAUGCCGAAUUGGCAUCGAAAAAGUUUCUGGAUAAUAUCGAACAAGUUGCGACAGCUUCGAACACCGAUGCAGCUACAAAGGUUUUACUGAUUAAUUCGCUUCGCGAUUUGGCAGAAAGGUUCAAGAAUGAGCCGAGUUUAUAUCCUAUUUCAAAUUUGUACGGGAGAAUCAUGCAAAAGGAAAUCACAAUUACGGGACGAGUAAUUCAGAACAAUCCAACAUGGAACAAUCCAAUGGCUGCAAUGACAGACGAUAUUGAAGUGGCCAAGAAUGCUGCACAAGUGCUCAACCAAACGUUAGCAUUUACUGAUCCUGAGAGCGAGGAUAUUACUAAAAACGAGUUGAUUCAGGAAUUCUAUAACAAAUGUAAACAAAUACAUCAAAGACUGGGAAAACACUUGGCCGAAGUUACUGAUGAGCAACUUAUAAACACCUUGAUCACUGUGAACCAAGAACUACUAAACUCGUUUAAACUAUACGAUGAUAUGGUUGAUCGACGGAAUGUUGGCUUGGCAAAGGCAGAAUCAAAGCAGGUCACGCGACCCAAUGGCGUGGAACACUUUUACGAUAUAUCCGAGGGGGCUGGUGUAGGUCCAAGUAAACCACUGAAAUACGGUAAUUCUAAUCCAUUCGCUGACGAUAACGAAGCGAUCUAUGACCCACAAAUUAGCGGGCCAAGUGAGAAAGCAUUAGGGAAACUCCCGGCUAAUAACUCUGAAGAUGACCAACCGUCAUCAUUCACAAAUGAACAUUCUUCUGGCCUAGCCGUACCAUUCUCGCCGGAAUACCACACAAGUUCAGCCAUGUCUGGACAACGCCGAGAAGAUCUUUUGAUACAGAAUUAG